AUGCAAACUUGCAGACUUGAAAGCAACGUGUCUAAAAAAGAACUCGAGGAUAGCGCUUGCUCUGCUAUAGGAUCUUAUUUCACUAGGGACCGUUACAAUUUCAGGUUUAUUCACGAUGCUCUAGAAGAAACUGUCGGUUGCCAUUUCUAUACGUUUGAUCCCAGAGCAAUGUUAUCCGAAUGUGACAUCUUGUUUAUUAGAGAUCGUAUAAGAGUUCAUUCUAAUGAAAACAGUCCUGAAAUUAUUGGUGAAAAUAUGGUGAUUAUUAAGGAAGAUGAAUUGAAUGAGAACUAUCUUGAACCGUUAUUUAAUAGAUUGGGUGAUGAAUUGUCAAAUGGGAGAUUUUCAAGUUUGUUGAUGAGCGACCUUUUUGAAAAUAGAAACUUCGUCCGUUUAUUUGGAAUCACGGUUGAUAAUAAACAUUGCACACUAAAAUCAAAUCUUACUUUUUUAAUUAAGAAUAGUUCCAAGGGGAGACAGAGCAGUCAGUCUGUUUAUAAAAAAGCCCUAGAUAUUUUAUCCAAUGAUGAAUUAAAAGGAAACAGAGAUGCCAUUAGUCGAGUUAUACAGGCAAUCUAUGGCAGACGAACCCUUAUUUAUUGGAUUGUAGCCUUCGGUCGCCAUGAAUUCUUUCAGUAUGCAUGGAACAAGAUGACAAACUUAGAACGUGAAUGGAUUCUGGGUAGAGAUUAUUUUAACCAACACUUAGUAAAGUCCUUUUUUCCUCUAGCUGUUCUGGGUGGUAGCUUUCAUAUUGUAGAAGAAUUAAUUAGUUCUGGUGCAGAUGUUAACUGCUUUUCCCAAUUUGGGGAAACCCCUUUGUAUAUAGCCGUUAAGUCAGGUUGUUGUAAAAUGGUACGCUUACUAAUGGAAAAUGGGGCACACGUAAACUUAAGAAGACGGUUCACAAUGAAUAUACCAAUGUUGGUAGCUUCAAAUAAACCCGAAUUAACUAGUUUGAUCCUUGAAUAUGACAAGAACCAGACAGAGCUUCAUAAAGCAGUCCAACGUAACGACUUAGAAAGUUUGAGAUCAAAACUUCGGUUAGAGGAUAUUGAUUGUAAAACAAAGAGCGGGUGGACAGUCCUACAUUACGCUGUAUUAUUAAAAAAUUUACAAGCUGUACAGGUUUUAUUCCAUGAAGAAUUGACACAAAACGAUAUUUCAUAUUUUGAAUUUAAGCAAGUUCACCAAUUAAAAGUAAGCAUAGCUGACAAUAACGGACUAACCGCUGUCCAUCUAGCAGUUAUAAACAAUAAUAUCGAUAUAUUAUCUGUUCUGCUACGUAAUAAAGCUGAGGUAAAAAUUCGUGAUGAUUUCGAUAGAACACCUUUACAUUACAUAUCGAGUGAAAGUAUAACAAAAGUAUUGCUAACGCAUAGCUCUUGGCGACAGUGUUCACUUGAGAAUAAUCGAUUCCCAGAGAAUGGAAGACAAUAUAAUAAAACACCGAUAUUAGCUUUCAGGACCACGUGUUUUAAUAUCGCUAUACAUACUGCUUUGAGGGAUGUUUGUCGUGACUUUGUAAACAUGCCAGACAAAGAGGGUAACACACCCUUACACUCUCUUAUAAAGAGAAGAAUUUUAAAAGAGGAAAGCCAUAGAUGUAUAGAAACAUUGCUAGAGAAUGGGGCUAACCCUUAUUUAUGUAAUGACUAUGGCGUUUCAGCCAAUGGAUUAAUUCAAAGCAGUUUUGAUACAGUUGAAUAUAUAAGCGAUAGAAAAUUCAUCGAGAAGUAUUAUAUAUGUACUGAUGUGAAGAAAGCUCUUGCUCACAUAGAUGCAUUCUUAUCUUGA
Messenger RNA from Mytilus trossulus (common blue mussel), 1797 nucleotides. RefSeq lists its product as uncharacterized. Gene Ontology annotation, cellular component: ciliary inversin compartment. The transcript is spliced from 2 exons. Gene Ontology annotation, biological process: protein localization to ciliary inversin compartment. The record is from RefSeq and is a predicted model, not a curated record. Bases 1 to 1797 code for a protein of 598 amino acids. Lineage: Eukaryota; Metazoa; Mollusca; Bivalvia; Mytilida; Mytilidae. Gene Ontology annotation, molecular function: protein binding.